CGCUGUGGCUGUCCUUCCCGCACACCUCUGGUUUCUGAUCUCUUCAUCCAAACAGUAACCACAAACAAACUACGCCAGAAAACAAAAACCUCCCUCCCUCCUUUCUUUCAUCAAAUUUCCUUUUCUAGAAAGGAAAAAAGAAGAAUGACAGUAAACUUAGGCUCCUCCUCCCGCCUCGCUCUCUUGUUCUCACACUCUCCUCCUCCUCCAGUCUCCAAACUCUUUCCAAAACCAAACUACACUACUACUGCCACUCUCAUCUCCCUCGUAUUUUCUUUCAAUAAAACCACUCCAUUCCUUUCCACUUCAAGAACACCGUCCUUAAAACCACUCCCUUUUUCCCUAAGCCAAUCCGAUAACGAAAUCGUAGACAACACCAACUCUGUGUUAUCACUAAACGAAGAGUCACUUUCUAGAAUCUCCGCUGCUAAAGACGCCAAUGAAGCAUUACAAAUUAUCGCCGAAAUUACUAACAGAAGGAACGGUUUAGUUAGUGUAACCGAUUGUUGUGGUAUUAUAACUGCCGCCAUUGAUCGCUGCAAUGCCGAUUUGGCUCUCUCUGUUUUUUACGCUAUGCGUUCCAGCUUCGACCAAGGUGAUACUGAGAUUGAGAGAUGGAAAUGGUCACGGCCGGAUGUCAGUGUUUACACGUCAUUAGUUCAAGGUCUUGCUGCGGCUUUGAAGGUUUCUGACUCUCUUAAGAUGAUUGAUUAUAUUUGCCGCAUUGGAGUAUCGCCUAGCGAAGAGGUUCCGUUCGGGAAGGUAGUAAGAUGUCCAACUUGUAUGAUAGCUGUUGCUGUUGCACAACCUCAGCAUGGCAUUCAGAUUGCAUCUUGUGCCAAGUGCCGAUACCAGUAUGAGCUUGUUUCUGGGGAUAUCACUAGUAUUGACUCAGAAGCAAUCAGCAUGGAUCUUCCAGCUUGGGAAAGGGGGCUGAGAUUUUUGCAAAUAAUGAAGCAAAGUAUUCCUGCAGCUGUUCACUCCAUUGUGGUACAGACCCCUUCUGGUAUGGCACGUACACAGAGAUUUGCUACUGAAACAGUUGACCUUCCAGCACAAGAAGGUGAAAGGGUGACCAUUUCUUCAGCAGCUCCAUCAAAUAUUCAUAGAAAUGUUGGCCCCUUUAAAUUUAGUCCAAAGGCACCCAAUGUCUACCCUGGAGAACCUUUGUGCCUGAUGAACCAUGAAAAUGAUCGGGAGUCACUUCUGUUAAGAGCCCCUGUAAAAGAUGGAAAGUUAUCCUUGCUUAGCCCUUCUGUCCUUGUUCCACUUCUUGCUGUCUUGGCUACUGGAGACGCUGCAUCUGGUAUUAUUGAUCCCAGCUUGCCCCAGUUCCUUUUAGUUCCUGCUAUUUCUUCUCUGGGUGUUGGAGCUAGUCUAAAUAAACUAGUUCUCCCGAGAUUGAACCAGCUUCCUCAAAAGUCAGUGGAUGUAACUGCAAUCAAGCAGAAGUUGUUAUCUCAAUAUGAUGUACUUCAGUCUCGCAUCAAGGAACUAAAAGAAGCAGCUGAAAAAGAGGUAUGGAUGUUGGCUCGGAUGUGUCAGCUGGAGAACAAAAUUUUUGCUGUUGGAGAACUUUCUUAUCGUGCUCGUAUGGAUAGGGUGAAAAGGGUCCGAGAAGGAUUGGAAAAGUCACUCAAAGGACUGAUUGGACUCAUCGAUAGCUAUGCAAGAAUUUCUUCCAUGAUUGAAAUUGAAAUUGAAAUGGACUCUGAUGUUCUCGCUGCUGAAGCAAUGAGCAAUGUGGAAAGCAUUGCUGAAAAGAUACAGAAAAUUAUGGAACUGGAAAAUCUUGAAGAGAGAUGGAGACUACAAGCUGAAGCAAAUGAUGAGGCUGAAAGACUACUUAGUUCCCAACCUGUACCUACCGAGCAGGUUUAGCCAUGGUUCUGGUUAGAAUUCAGCCACUGACUUCCAGUUUGCGAAGUGUUACAUUGAUAUACCUUAGGCCCCUGCUCAAGAAGAUGUGCUCGGUUGAAUCAUCUAAAAAGCAGGCAGCAAAUACACUAGCGUGAAUGCUAACCCAUGAUCAGAACUACCAUAAAUUGUACAUCUAUGCGUAGAUAUGGAGGAUCAGAAGCUAGCUGCUUGGUGGUGUCACAGCCGAAAACUUUUCUGGAACUCAUUGAGUAAUUAACUCAUUCAAGCAACAAACGUAAUUCUCAAGUGUUUGAACGUAUGUUAAUGGAAAUCGUAAAAUAGAUCACCUCACGUGAAUGUUGUAACACUCAUGUCUGUACAGAUAUGGGGACUUGCUUAUAAUUUUCUUCCUUAUUAUUGUAGUUAAUUUCUGAUUAUUCUGCAGAAAGAAGUUAGAACCAUUCGUGUUUCCUUUUGUGAAUCCCGGAUUACGUCAACAAUGAAUAGGAUGUCAAGGUGUCUC
Populus euphratica (Euphrates poplar) is the source of this 2383-nucleotide messenger RNA. RefSeq lists its product as uncharacterized. The transcript is spliced from 13 exons. Bases 145 to 1881 code for a protein of 578 amino acids. The record is from RefSeq and is a predicted model, not a curated record. Gene Ontology annotation, molecular function: protein binding. NCBI's taxonomy places the organism in Eukaryota, Viridiplantae, Streptophyta, Magnoliopsida, Malpighiales, Salicaceae.